GGAAAUCAAUUUACGAUGUAUUUGUGACCGGUGGCGACAGUGCAAAUAGUGUAUUAUAGUUACCCGGAUAAGAGUGUGCUAUCAAAUAGCAAAAGACACAUUAUACAACACAAACGAUCGCGGGUAACGGGCCAUAUUGGGUCUGUGCUGGUCGCGUAAAUGGACAAUGUGGUAGAAUACUUAAGGUCAAUUCAUGGAGACUGUGAUAAUUGCUGAACAAUGAAUUCUGUACGAAAGUACUAACGUUUUGUCGGCUGUUGGAUUACCUUAAAUACACUCGUAAACUAUCUGUGUGUAGUAGAAGGUCAAUAAUUGGACUAAUUAAAAGCUGUGAUUAAUUUUACCUCAGUUUCGUCCGUUCAUUGGAUUAGGAAACAAAAGCGAUUAAUAGUUAUCCCGUACACGCGCACAUAUACAAAUAGUUAAUCGUUUUAAGAGCUACUUAUACUUUUAAGAGAACGUCAUACAUGUGAACUGAAUAGACGGACAACUGCAGUGUAUCAAUGUAAUUAUAUGCAGUCUGUACCGGUUGACCAAUGUUGUAGUACCACGUGAUAGUGAUUGGGGGUGAAAUGUCCUCCAUGCACCCAAACGAGCGGUCGCACCCUACUUUGCAGCUCCAACCGAGAAGGACAACAUCUUUCCGCCGAUAUAACAUCACCGUUCACACCUCGCCCAGCCAAGCAGCCUAUCUCCCGUCCUGGAUGGAGAAAGUUCAGAAAACACGCCAGGAAAUGAUCGACAAUUUAAACUCUGCCAGACUCAGAGAGCAGUUAUAUUUGAAUCGACACCGAUGUGACAGCAGAGGAAGUCGACACAGCACAUCCUCUUCCCUAGGGAGUCCCCGGAUGUUGAAAUUCCUCCAGGCGGCUACCAUUGACGGAAGUACGGCUGAGCACGAGAGCCUAGAACAACAGUAUCAGGAACUACGAAAUAAAAUGUUCCCUCCCAAAAGUCGGGAAAAAGUACCGGAUUUACCAGAUCCUAAACCGUCGGAGGAUGAUAAGCAGAAGAAAAAAACUAAAACCAAGAGAACAAGGUUUAAACUUAAGGAAGAUACCAAUCAUAGUUAUCGGCCACGUGCGCGUGACGUUUCUGAUUCAGCGUCAAGUGCCCCAUCAACAGGACGGACAUAUCACCACGUGCAGGUUCCCGUUUCCGAUCUUUUAGCGUCGGAUGCGCUAGGUUCGGAUCAUUUCUUAAAACAUUUGAAUUGUGUGAAGCAGUUAGCGCGUCGAUAUCGCCGUGGAAAUCGAAGACACCGUCACAUCGGUGAGCCACUGAACGUACAGGACAGUUGAUGGAAGAGCUAUAGGGAAUUACGUGAUGGGGAGCCCUGCGGCAGUCUAAGAGUUUUAUGAUGUGGAACCCGGAAGUCAAUAGAUGAUGUAUGUGGUUAAACUGAAAUGCCAAGCAGAACGUAACCUGUGAAUCAUUGAACCCAAAAUAUAAUGCAUGCUGAAAAUUCAAGAAUUCACAGCGGAUGUAUCCCGAGGGACCCAAAGAAUCGUGUAUCCCGAGGGACCCAAAGAAUCGUGUAUCCCGAGGGACCUAAAGAUUCGCUGUGCAUAUUGCGAGGAGUUAUAUAGUACAUGUUUUUAUGUACUAACACACUUCAGAUAAUAUAUUAUAUAUAAGGCAUCGUGUACUUGCACACUAGCUAGGUAAUGUGUGGUAUAUAGAGACCUUCA
Messenger RNA from Mizuhopecten yessoensis (Yesso scallop), 1691 nucleotides. RefSeq lists its product as uncharacterized. The transcript has 2 exons. Lineage: Eukaryota; Metazoa; Mollusca; Bivalvia; Pectinida; Pectinidae. Bases 573 to 1301 code for a protein of 242 amino acids. The record is from RefSeq and is a predicted model, not a curated record.